Messenger RNA from Trichomonas vaginalis G3, 3297 nucleotides. RefSeq lists its product as uncharacterized. The record is from RefSeq and is a predicted model, not a curated record. The coding region runs from base 1 to 3297 and encodes 1098 amino acids. Lineage: Eukaryota; Parabasalia; Trichomonadida; Trichomonadidae. The transcript has a single exon.
AUGGAAAAAGAGCUUCUUCGUCUACAGAAGAGGAACAAGGAGCUCGAAAGACAAACAUCGGAGUUAGAACAAGCACUUAAAGAAUACAUAUCAAGAGAAGAAUCAAUCGUUUCUUCAAUAAUUGAAACGUAUUCUUUGAGUCCUGAAACAACAUUGGAUACAUUAUCAUCAAGCUUAAGUAUUGUAUUAGGUUCAUCAACAUAUGGACCAAGCUCAUCAAUAACAACUUCAACAGAAAAUGCUACGAACAAUACGAGUACUUCAAGCUCUCCAAUUAAAUCAGGCACGAAAUCCGUAAUGUCACCAUCAAGUUCUCAAAUUGUCGAAUUCAAAAAAGAAAUUCUUCAACUACGACAAGAAAAUCAAAAAUUACAACAGCAAAAUGAACAUUAUUCAUUCCAAAAGGACGACCUUAAAUCAAAGAACAGUGAAAUGACAACAGAACUACAGAAAUAUAGACAAAAUAUCUCAUUACCAAAGAACAUGAAUUUCACGCAAAAUGAUAUAGAAGAAAUGCUUAAAAAGAUAAAAGAUCAAAAUGAGAAGAUCAAAAAGCAGAAAUCCAGGAUAAGAUCUCUUAAUAACGCUUAUUCUGUUGCUCAAGCUGCUCUUCGUGACUCUCAAUCAUCACGCGAUGAAUUAAUAAAUCAAAAUCAGCAGCUUAAACAGAAAAUCAAUGACUUUGCAACACAAAAAACCGAAAUUUCUCCAAAUAUUCCACAAAAUUACACAGAAAUUCAGUUACAAAGGCUUUUACCGCAAAUAGUAGAGCAAGUUUCUCUUACAUCUGAUGACCUAAAGAAAGAAACUGAAAUCAAAAAUAAUUUAUUGUCAAUAUUAUAUAAACAAAUUGCUUUAUUUGAUAAACUUUCCAAGCGUUUCGAAUCUCUACAAGCCAAAAACAAUGAAAUGAAGCAAACAAUUCAAGGAAAAGAAAAUAAAUUAACGGAAUUUCGGUUACAACAAAAUAAUACAUCAAAUGCACAAGAGGAUGUUAUAGCAGAUCUAGUAGAUGCUAUAUCAUCAUCCAAAUUACCACAAACUGUUAUACAUCAAAUUACAAAAAUAUUCAACUCUCCAUUUGAGCCUUUUGACAAGAUUAAGCGCGCAUUCAUCAUACUUACAGAUAAUAUAAUCAUUCAAACUACUCCAGAACCAAACCAAGUGGUUGAAAAACCAAAUUCUGAAUUAUUAUUUUAUCUCAAAUCUUUGAAUAAGUUUGUUCGGUCAUUUAUUGAGAGCAAUAAUGUCCAGGACUGCAUAAUUGGCCAUCAGAUACAAAACAACAUAAAAUCCAGUUUAAUUCAAGAUUCCAAGACAAUUGACAAGUUUAUUCUUGAUAAUGCACAAUCCAUGAUAGAUGAUACACCAUUGUACAACUCUCUGUUCAAUUCUUUGGAUCCUUUGGACCUCCAACAAAGUUUGAAUAAUUAUUUGGAAAAAACCGAUGAAAAAGAGGUUUCUUGUGCUGUAGAAGCAGCUUGUAUGUCUAACUUGAUACUAAGGAAGUACUCUAAGUGCAUGAAAGAGCAAUGCCAAAUAGUUGGAGAAGAAUUACAGAAAUUAAAGCGUCAAUUUGCGAAAUUGAACUUUGAUUCAACAACAAAUGAACAACAACUCGCUGAUAUGCAGAAUUACGUGAAAGAUGCUGAAAAAGAAAAGAAUGAAAUGAAAAAUAAAUUUGAAAAAUUGACUUCUAUCAUUGAUAAAUGCAUAGAAAGUGGUGCAGACUUACCUCCAGCAUUAAUUAAAGCCAGAAAUAACGCAGAUUUCGAAGAAAAUGAAGAAGAAUCAGAAAAUGAAUCUGAUUUCAAUAAUAAUCACUCAGAAAAGAGUAAACAAACCAUAGAUGAAAUUGUUAGACAACAGGUUGGUCUUGCAAAUGAAAAGAAUGAACACAAAAUCAAGAAAUUCAUGAAAGCCAUCAAAAAGAUGUCAGAUGAGCUAGAGGCAUGCAAGAAAGAAAGCAACAGCAAACAGACAGUCAUCGACCAACUUGACACUGAAAUUAUUGGAUUAAAUCAACAAAUUGAAAAAAUUUCAAAGACAACAGACGAAGAGCUCAACAACGCAAAUGAAAUCCUUGAGAAAACAAGAGAAGAAUAUGAUCUACACAUAACACAGAUCUGUACUGAUUACGAAACAAAGAUUUCUCAAAUUCAAUCUCAAAUGUUACAAACUCGUGACGAUUACGAAGACCAUAUUAAAGAUCUUAUACGUGAUUAUGAAAUGCAGGUCAAAACUCUUAAAUCCGACCUCUCAAACCAUGAUUCUGAAUCUGAAUCUUUAAGAAGACGAUAUGAACCAAUUGUUCAAGAACUUAAUGAGAAAUUAUCACAAACUAUUGAAAGAGAACUCAAUCUAAAGGCUCAAGUUAAAGAUCUCCAAGAGAAAAUUUCGGAAUCUCAAAAUUCAAUUGCAAACUAUGACUUAUCCUCAAAACUAAGCGAAGUCAAGCAUCGCGAUGAAGUUGAGCGCAUCAAGCGUGAAGCAGCAAUGAAUAAUUCCAAGAUGCAGGCGAAAAUCAUCGCACAAGAGGACAAAUACAAGUCAGAAAUAGAGCAAUUGAAGUCCAAACACGAAAUUGAGAAGGUAAAGAUCAUCGAGGAUAUCGCAAAACCUUUUUCAGUUGUUCUUGGAAUAGAAGGUCUCGAUGAAAAUGUUAUUUUACAAACGACCAAAAGUGAAGUGGAAUCUUAUCGUAAAUUAGGUACUCAAUUUUCAUCAUCCAUAUCAGAAUUGUCCGAAAUAAGGGGAGAACUCAAUAUCCCAUCAGAAGUUAAAGUGAAAGACUUCGUUUUGGACGUUCUGAAAAAGAUGAAAGAUGUUGAAGCGAAAAACGUCAUUUUAUCGAAUGGUUACAACGAAAGCCAUUCAGCAUUGAUAACAGCAAGAGUCCUUAAAGACGCAGACAAGCGUUUGAAGGACUGGGAGUCAUGGGCGAGAAAAGUUUAUUUCAUUAUUAAUGAAUCAGCGGCGACAUCGAAAUCUACAUCCGAAAUCAGAAGAAAUCUCGAAGAAUCGUUGAUUGCUUCGUCAACUGAUCGGACAACUGUUAACAAACUAGCAAGUUUGAGAGCACAAAAGGCUUUGCUACUCCAAGGAUGUCUUAAUAAAGCGAAAAGAAAGUACCAAGGUGAUGAUUGGUGUCCUUUAAUUGCUUUGGCUGUUUUCAUUAGAAGAAUUGAAAGAUUGUCUGGAAAUAUAGCAACACCUUUGUCUUUGCCACAGACUGGUGCCUUCGAAAAGAAGAAAUGGUCUAUUGUUAGUACUAAGGUAGUCACAAAAUCUAAGUAG